CACACGGCAAACAGAAAAUACCACUUCUGAUUUUUCCUUUAACAAGAGAUUACGAUGGAGAAGUUAACCGUCCUGUUGCUUCUGUGUGCUUCAAUUGCACUGGGCGACACACAUCCUGUCCAAAGCUCAGACUGGUACAAAUAUGGAUGUCCCUUAGGCUGGAACACAUAUGGAUCACGCUGUUUCAAGUAUGUCAAAGCUAAACGGUCAUGGGCCGAUUCAGCAUUGAAUUGCAUGGCACUUGGUGGAAGCCUGGCAUCCGUGCACAGCCUUUUAGAAUACAAGUUCAUCCAAGCUUUGAUCCUGGAAACAACUGGCAAGCUACCUAGCACCUGGCUUGGAGGUUAUGAUGCAGUCGUAGAAGGCAGAUGGAUGUGGUCAGAUGGCUCCAGCUUUGAUUACACUAACUGGAACACAGGUGAGCCCAAUGACGCUGGGGUAGGAGAGGACUGUCUACAGAUGGAUGCUUCACAGGAGAAGAGCUGGUUCGACGUGCCCUGUAAAUAUGCGUUUGCAUCCCUCUGUUCAAGGAGAAUGUGAGGCAGGCUACAUCACCUGAACCUUCAGGGUAUGAAUGGACUACACUUCAAAACAAUAUCCAAAAUCACUCACUGUUGCUCAAGAAACAAAACAAAAAUAGCUAGCAUGGUGCAUUGAAUGUAACAUUUCGAAACCCUAUGAAAGUAUAGGGUAAAGCAAACAAUUGGAUACUGAAAAAAAAUAAACUUUAAAGGGAAAUGCAGAAAUGUACACCAUGUCAUGUUGUUGCAAAUUAUGUUUUUGAAUUGAAAUGUUAUACUAAAAUAGGAUUUUCUUUUUUUAUAAUUCUUUUUUACUGCAGUAAUAAAAUGUUUAAUACUAUAAGCUACUUUUUUACCAGUGGAUUUCUUGAUUAUUAGACCAAUGAGUUGUUUAGAUGUAAGAAUGUAUGGUCAUACAGUGAACUAAAAUGUAUCAGCUUUAUAAAUGAGAUGUAACACAAUAUGUUCAGUAGAUGUAUUCAUUAAUUACUGAUUCAGAUUAAGGUAAACAUGAAUCAUUCAUAGUUUUUUUAUUCAGGUAAAAUAAAGCAUAAAUUAAUGUUAACUUAUUGCAUGUUACUCUUUAGCUGUUUUUUUACGUCUGGUGCUACAUUUCUCUGUGUACGUCACAGAGAAAUGUGACGUGCAAUGUGAGAGUUUUAAGUAAAAAUAGUUUUAAGAGAAACAAGGAGAGAGAAAGUUGCUUGAUGUAAAAAGGGCAUACAAAAUGUAUUUGAUUGAUGAAAGAGAGAGGUCUCCAAGCAAGAGAAAUUCUAUUUCUCCCCUGAAUGACGAUGAGGUUCUGAUAUGGGGUCGAAAAACAGAAAUAAACAAAAGUGACAGGAGCUGAGUGUCAUCAAAGGUUGAAAAUUAAGCCAUUUGUUUUCCCAACCUGCGUUUUGAAGAUUGAAACAUUGCUCAGUGAUCACAAGUGGCUAAAUUUGAAGCUUUCUACUGGCUUGUAUUGUCAAAUAUUACAUUUCCCGAUAAAACA
Messenger RNA from Esox lucius (northern pike), 1515 nucleotides. Its product is annotated as ladderlectin. The transcript has a single exon. Bases 55 to 540 code for a protein of 161 amino acids. Gene Ontology annotation, molecular function: signaling receptor activity. Lineage: Eukaryota; Metazoa; Chordata; Actinopteri; Esociformes; Esocidae. The record is from RefSeq and is a predicted model, not a curated record.